AUGUUUACCAUUUCAAAACUAGGGGCGCAAGCUUCUUUGCCCAAUUUUCAGGUUCUUCCUCUACGUCAGUUUGGAAGCUGGGGACCAGAAAUUAUGACCAAGUUUGAUCCUCAAAAGGAUACUUAUAUCCUGUGUCACCAUGGCAUGCGGUCAUUGCAAGUUGCUAAGUGGUUGCAGACGCAGUUGUUGAAACAUGUUCACGGUGCUUAA
Molecule: messenger RNA, 210 nt
Organism: Ilex paraguariensis (yerba mate)
Lineage: Eukaryota; Viridiplantae; Streptophyta; Magnoliopsida; Aquifoliales; Aquifoliaceae
Source: the annotation of a GenBank genome assembly